Messenger RNA from Fragaria vesca subsp. vesca, 1938 nucleotides. Its product is annotated as plastidic glucose transporter 4-like. Gene Ontology annotation, biological process: transmembrane transport; carbohydrate transport. Bases 172 to 1797 code for a protein of 541 amino acids. NCBI's taxonomy places the organism in Eukaryota, Viridiplantae, Streptophyta, Magnoliopsida, Rosales, Rosaceae. The record is from RefSeq and is a predicted model, not a curated record. Gene Ontology annotation, molecular function: carbohydrate:proton symporter activity. The transcript has 14 exons. Gene Ontology annotation, cellular component: membrane.
CUCUCUCUCUCUCUCUCUCUCUCUCUCUCUCUCUCUGUCUCAAAGGUUAACCACUCCCACAUUCUUCAAUCUUCGCUUCCGCCGCUCCUUGUUUCUCGAUCACUCUGAUUUUCUGAUCCCCCACACUCUCAGGAAGAAUUCAAUUCCGAAUAAUCAUUCAGCCCAGAUAAAAUGCAAGCGUCAACGUUUGGUUCGAUUAGGGAGAAGUUAGUUUUUGGGGUCAAAGUCCAACAGCAAAGAAGGGUGUUGGGUUUUGGUGAUUUCAGAAGAACAAGUCUGUGUAUGACUGAUAAGGCCACUGUGCUCACUUCUGCUAUGGGAGCCAAGCUUGCACGUCCUGGAAUCGGGUUUGAUGGGAUUUCCAUGAACUCGUUGAAACCCAGAUCACUCAGGGCUCAGGCCUCUGCUGCAGAUGGGGACAUGGAGAAUCUUGUUCCUCCCAUGCCUCAGGUCAAAUCUUCUGGAACAGUUUUGCCAUAUGUUGGUGUUGCCUGUCUUGGAGCCAUUUUAUUUGGUUAUCAUCUCGGGGUGGUAAAUGGUGCUCUUGAGUACCUGUCAAAGGAUCUUGGUAUUGCUGAAAACGUUGGAUUAAAAGGGUGGGUUGUUAGCACACUUCUAGCUGGUGCCACAGUUGGAUCUUUCACUGGUGGAACAUUGGCUGACAAGUUUGGGAGAGCUAGGACUUUCCAACUUGAUGCGAUUCCACUAACGAUUGGAGCAUUUUUAUGUGCUACAGCCCAGAGUGUGGAGCAAAUGAUAAUUGGUCGCUUACUUGCUGGAAUUGGAAUCGGCAUCUCAUCGGCUAUUGUCCCACUUUAUAUUUCUGAGAUCUCUCCAACUGAAAUUCGAGGUGCACUUGGAUCUGUAAACCAGCUUUUUAUAUGUCUUGGAAUCCUUGGAGCACUGGUGGCUGGAUUACCUUUAUCAGCAAAUCCGUUAUGGUGGAGGACAAUGUUUGGUAUUGCAAUAGUUCCCUCUGUUCUAUUGGCUUUAGGAAUGACUGUUUCGCCUGAAAGUCCUAGAUGGCUCUUACAGCAAGGAAAAACUUCCCAAGCUGAAAAGGUUAUAAAAACAUUAUACGGAAAAGAGAGAGUAACUGAGGUGAUGCAUGACUUAACAUCAGCAAGUCAUGGAUCUACUGAACCCGAAGCAGGCUGGUUUGAUCUGUUUAGUAGCCGCUAUUGGAAAGUUGUUAGUGUUGGUGCGGCACUUUUCUUGUUCCAACAGUUAGCUGGGAUAAAUGCUGUGGUUUAUUAUUCCACUUCUGUCUUCCGCAGUGCUGGCAUAACAUCAGAUGUUGCAGCAAGUGCUCUCGUUGGAGCAGCAAAUGUCUUUGGCACAGCUGUUGCAUCGUCACUGAUGGACAGACAAGGAAGGAAAAAUCUUCUCCUGAUAAGUUUUGGAGGAAUGGCUGCUUCAAUGUUGCUGCUUGCUUUGUCGUUUACUUGGAGUGUUUUGGCACCAUAUUCUGGCACCCUUGCUGUUGCUGGGACUGUUCUCUAUGUAUUGUCCUUUUCGCUUGGUGCUGGCCCUGUGCCCGCUCUUCUUCUGCCAGAGAUAUUUGCUUCAAGAAUCAGAGCAAAAGCAGUUUCUUUGUCAUUGGGCAUGCACUGGAUAUCAAACUUCGUCAUUGGCCUGUAUUUCUUGAGCUUUGUAACCAAGUUCGGGAUCAGCUCGGUGUAUCUGGGAUUCUCUGCUGUUUGUCUGCUUGCUGUCUUGUACAUAGCUGGUAAUGUCGUUGAAACUAAAGGGCGAUCAUUGGAGGACAUAGAGCGUGCCCUUAGCGUUCCAACCUGAUUAUGGUACAGUUUUUGGAUUUUGACCCGUGAGAAUAAGUAAUCUGCUGUUAAUAAAUAAUACUUGUAUUAUAAUGUUCUGUUAUCUCAAGUAAGGUUAAACUACUUGUUCCUUCAAUGACAUUCCAUUUCUUCUUCCUAU